Molecule: messenger RNA, 2058 nt
Organism: Amoebophrya sp. A120
Lineage: Eukaryota; Dinophyceae; Syndiniales; Amoebophryaceae
Source: the annotation of a GenBank genome assembly
AUGCCGACAGUGCGUCGAGAAUCUGAUGAAGAAAUAAAAGAAUGGCGCGCCAGGCUACAAAGUACUUAUUGUUAUUUACAAAAGAACGAAAUAAAAGUAAAACCAAACAGGGUAGAAUUUUCUUUCGUCAUCUCUCCGGCCAAAGCGACGCCGGUAUUUUCUUUCGUCAGUAUCUUUUUCACCGCUUCGGCCCGAGCAACGCCGGGGGCGCGGGUAUUAAAAAGAGCCGGCCCCCUUACGCGUGUAGCCUUUGGGCCGUGGCACUUCGGCGGCGCGAAAAUCCCGGGAAAAAAAAAGAAAGGCGCCGCCCCCGCCGUAGGUUGCAGGUACGCGAAAGCGCUGCGGAGCUGCCGCCGCAGCGCCGAAGCGCCAUGGCUGCCCGUAGAAAUUUUUCUUUUUUCUCUAUUCACUUCGGCCCGAGCUUCGCCGGGGGCGCGAGCAUUAAAAAUAAAGCGCUGGCCCGCCCCCUAUGCGUGUAACACUCUGGUCGCGAAACUCCGAAGGCGCGAAAAUGUUGAAAAAAAAAAGGCGCCGCCGGCAUAGCCACUAGGCAGGCGCAAGCGCCGGGGGGCAUGCAAGUACGUAGCCGCCGCGGCCCCCCCCAAACUAACACCACCCAACGAAUCCCGACGAAAUUUAUCUUCUCCACCUUCGGCCCGAGCUUCGCCGGGGGCGCGGGUAUUAAAAAAAAGCCCCGGCCCCCGUACGUGUGUAACCCUUGGGCCCCCACGGGGCGCGAAAACCUAAAAAAAAAAAAGGCGCCGCCGGCAUAGCCACUAGGCAAGCGCAAGCGCUGCGGGGCAUGUAAGUAGCCGCCGCAGCCCCCAAACUGACACCAUCCAAGCAAACCCAGUGAAAUUUAUCUUCUUCACCACUUCGGCCCGAGCUUCGCCGGGGGCGCGGGUAUUAAUUAAAAAAAAGCGCCGGCCCCCGCACGCGUGUAACCCUUGGGCCGCGACACUCCGGAGGCGCGGAAAUCUCCAAGAAAAAAAGAAAGGCGUCGCCCCGGGAGAAAAACUUUUGCGCAGUAAAUAAGUACACACUUCUGCGAAGAGAAAUAAGCGAAGGCGCCCGGACUUUUUCUCCUGCGGAAGAUGAUAAAGUGCAAGACUACAACGACGCCCGCUUCUCACAGUGACAAUCACAAAUUUUUGCACAGCCCGACGCUGGUGGCGCGGUCCACUACGUAUGGGCGAACUCCUGCAAACCUCUGUAUGCGUGACGUAUGAAUCUAGUUCGAGUGACUUUCUGUUUCUAGCCCGAAGACAAAUGGUCGGAAACGCAGCCCAGUUGUGUCUUUGUGUGCCGCUGGAGAUAGGGAUGCUGACUGAUGUAAGUUUACGCCAGUUUUCUCCUUUUUUUUUCGACAUAUAAAAAACGCGACGUGGUUACUACUCCAGUCGCACUCGUAAAAUUCUUUUUUGAGAAUGCAAGCCGUAGCUGGUUUGCUCUUUCUGAUACCACGUCGAGUUUCGUCGCGAAGCACCGUAAAGCAUCCUGAUGAGAUUCUUCUUAUGUGCAGUAAAAAAGAUAUUAAGCUACACUGCGAAGCGAAUGCGAAACACUAAGCCCUGACUUCUUAUUCUGUGGAAAGUAAAAUGCAAGACUGCAACGACAUAGACGUGCGCUCGCAGUGACUAUCACAAAUUUUUGCACAACUCGACGCUGGUUGCGCGGUCUACUACUCAUGGGCGAACUCCUGCAACCGCUAUGAGUGGUUAUGAGUUAAGUAUCGAGUUCCCGCCGUGGGCCUUGGCCUUCUUCGCAUCAAGGUUGUGUGUUCCGUAAGAAUGAAAAAAGUCAGUUGUUCUUUCAUCUCAAGAAAUUCCCAGAUAGUGUUGUUGAAGCUGUUGACUGAGCCUGCGAACUUAUCAACACUCUUAUUGCAAGGAAAAAUUUUCCCUCCUCAACCUCAUGUUGAAAACGUAAACGUAUGCGUCUGAAAAUUUGUGAUGGAGAUUUCGACGAAUCAAACGUCUUCUUUUGAAUAAAGUCUAGGUGUGAUUGAAGAAGAGCAGCUUCUUCACGGAGAGAGAAGAUCAAGAUGAAAAUUUUCAC